CUUACCAUAGACGUUCAGUGUGUGGGAGUACUCUGUAGCUUCCCAUCGACAGUGUGAGACAGACCUUACUGAAAAUGCUAAAGAUAUCGUGGCUGGUGGUGGUAGUGGCUGUGGUGGUGUUGGUGGCGGAUGCAGGUGACGGACGUCAACAUUCCUCCUUCAAUAUGGUUGGAUCAUCCUGGCAUCAAGACUCGUCCAAAUCCUUUCAUCUUCCCAAUAUGACCAGUGAAAACUUGCCCAACAACACCAACAACUACGUUAACAACAGCGACAACCACGUCACCAGUCUCUGGUACCACGACAACUUCUACAGUUUAACAGACAAAAACGGUACUAUCCAUAAGUUGUUGAACAAAAGCAUCGGCACAGGCAUCCUGGACAAGGCGUUGGAUUACUUGUUUAACAAGCUGGGUACAAGCUACGGCGGCGGGCAGGAUGAUGCCCACCUGGGCCACCACCGACUUACUCCCACCUGGCAUCAGAAGAGUGAAGAAGUGGAAGACGAUGGUUACUACGGACGCAGCUACAGGAGUUAUCAAGAUGGUAACUCGUAUUUAAGUAUGAGAAAUACUCGUGUGUGUAAGAACUCCCUGGGUAUCGUCCUUGGAAAUUGUCUCAAUAUUCAAACCACCUUCGCUAUCGCCGCCUUGGCCAUCCUCCUUCAGUUGGCCAUGUCCUACACAGUCUCCUCCCUUUGCUCCGACGACGGCGACAACGACAUACCAGCUGUUAGAAACAAAAACUAUAUCAAUAUUACUAUAUCGGAAGGAAGUCAAACUCAGAAUCAGGAUCAGGAACAGGAACAGGAUCAAUAUCAGUACCAAGACCAGAGUCAAUAUCAGUACCAAGAGCAGAGUCAAGAACAGAGUCAAGAGCAGUAUCAAGAACAAUCUCAGGAUCAGGAGCAAUAUCAAUCUCAGUAUCAAUAUCAAUCUGCUCCUAGAGCCCUAGACGGUCGGAAUUCACGACGCCGUCGUUCAGAUCAGCUCGAAGACGGAGGGGAAAUAUUUGACUAUGAGGAUCUGUAUGAUGACCUCGACCAUGAUCUGUUUCCAAUAAAGAAGAAACCUACAGGGCCAUCACGUGAUCGUCUUAGUCUGUCAUCUCAGAGUAAAGAUAAAGACCAGCAAGAAGGUCAGAGUCACAGAGGAUUUGACCUACUGACUCCGCUGACAGAAUGGUUAAUGUGGCCGACGUGGCAGACAAUGUUCCGGAACUUUAGGGAGUCUCGCCUUUUAUUGAAUUCAAAUUAUUGUUCAGGACUUAGAUCAUUUGUCAGUGGUUAAGUCUUAUUGUGUGUUAUUACCGUCAUUGUCAGAAUACAGAGGCUGAUGAAGGUGUGUCGUCUUCACGCACUGUGUUGUACUUGCUGGUAUAUAACGUAUUUGCUUUUCUUUGCAUAGUUAUCUUAUGUAUUGGGUCCUGAGCUUCUUAUCAUUUUGAUCUAAAUGUUUAAAUAAUCAUUUCUUAGAGAUAAUAUUUUAAUGUAUACUGUUAGCAUAAGGAGCUUGGAGUUAUUCACGCAAUAUUGUAUUAAUGUUAU
This is a messenger RNA of Homarus americanus (American lobster), 1543 nucleotides long. Its product is annotated as myb-like protein P. Bases 75 to 1286 code for a protein of 403 amino acids. NCBI's taxonomy places the organism in Eukaryota, Metazoa, Arthropoda, Malacostraca, Decapoda, Nephropidae. The record is from RefSeq and is a predicted model, not a curated record. The transcript is spliced from 3 exons.